Messenger RNA from Pneumocystis carinii B80, 1335 nucleotides. RefSeq lists its product as hypothetical. The record is from RefSeq and is a predicted model, not a curated record. Lineage: Eukaryota; Fungi; Ascomycota; Pneumocystomycetes; Pneumocystales; Pneumocystaceae. Gene Ontology annotation, biological process: DNA replication checkpoint signaling; mitotic intra-S DNA damage checkpoint signaling; cellular response to ionizing radiation. The transcript is spliced from 7 exons. Bases 46 to 1290 code for a protein of 414 amino acids. Gene Ontology annotation, cellular component: checkpoint clamp complex.
UAUUUUUAAUAGAGAAGAGAAACAGAUAUGUUUCAAGAGAAAUAAAUGAAUGCAGUUAUUUCAGGUAUUCGUCUUAAGGAAUUCUCAAAAUUUCUUGUUUGUUUGUCAAAAAUUGGAGAUGAAUUAUCUAUAGAAGCAAGAAAAAACAAUCUUUUAUUAUCGUCUAUUAACUCUACGAAAUCAGUAUUUGGACUUGUUACGUUUGAUUGUGAGGAAUUUUUUGAAAAAUAUCAAUAUUUUCCAUAUGAACAAUCAUAUGAAAUAACAUCAAAAAAUAGCCAAAGUUUAAAAUGCAGAGUUCAAAUACGGUUUCUUCUUGCUAUAUUUAAGACACGAAACUUAGAAAAUAGAGAAAACAAAAAUGUAUCAGUUCAAAAAUGUGAACUUAGAAUUAUACGUCCAAAUAAUACGGAAAGAGAAUACAGGUUAAUUGUAAGAUUUUUAUGCAAGCACGGUGUAUUAAAAACAUACAAAAUUACAUAUGAACAAUGUCAAACGAUGCACGCACUUUGUAACAAAUCAUUAUGUAAAAAUAGAUGGAAAAUACAUUCUAGAAUACUGAAGGAAUAUUUGGAUCAUUUUUCAGCACGAGCAGAAGAACUUACAUUAAUGUCGCAAAAUGAUAAAUUACUUUUAACAAGUUUUACUGAAGGGCUUGUGUAUGAUAAAGAAAUUCUGAAACAACCAAUACAAACAGCAAUUUUAUUAGAUAAGAGAGACUUUGAAGAGAUCUAUUACGAAAAAGAAACGAUUAUUACAUUUCCUCUUAAGGAAUUUAAGGCGAUUGUUACUCUUGGCGACUCAAUGAAUGUAUUGUUAAAUGCUUAUUUUAAUUUAGGAGGAGAACCUAUUUUAUUUGAAUUUGAAAGAGAAGCAUUAUCUAUUCGAUUUAUCUUUGCAACAACUUCAGAUAAUCCACAAGAAAAUCUUGCACCAUAUAAUUUAAAUAAAUCAUCUAACUCAAAUAACUUGCACAUGCAAUCACAAAUUAAUCAUCAUACAAAUGAUCAUUUUUCUCACAAUGGAACUACUUUAAAUAACGAAAUAAAUGAUAGUGUUAUGGAAGAUCAUGAGGAAAGCAUGCGCGAUAAUGAAAAAUCAGCAAAUUCAAUAUCAAAAAAUAUUCUAAGCAUAAAUGAUGCAUUUAAAAAAGAUGAAAAUACAAGACAUGUCUCUGAAAAUGCUUAUUAUGCAGAAAAAAAGAAAAAUGAUAUAGACGAUACAGAAGAUUCAGAUGAUGAAGUUGGCCCUACACAAAAAGAAACAUGCAUUAAAAGUAUUUUCGACUAAAAUUCUAUCAAUUCAUAAAUUCGGAAAUAUUUAAUAAGAUUAAAA